UUCUAAUAGUCGGUCAGAACCUAUCAACUAAAAUGUAUCAUCUUAAUGAUCAGAAUUGAUAUAAAUUAACGAAUUUAUCUUCGUCUACAGCUAAUGUAUCUAAAAUUUUUAAUCAUAAUCUAAAAUAAUCCUGCUAAAUAUAAAGCUAAAUUUAUCGCUUAGUAAGCUAUCUAAUGCCCUUAGACAAUACUACAACAACUGUCAUUGUCUCUCAAACUGCGAUGAUGCUUUCAGCUACUCAGUUAGUUAUAUCUGUGGUCUUCAUCGUCUUACUUCUGUUGACUUUUCCGGAUUUCAAACUCCGAAUCCGCCCCCAACGGUUCCCUGUUCCAACAGAAGUCUCAUCAAAUCUUCAUCCAUUAUGCUCCGGUCUCUUAUCACUUCCGUUCAGGUCAAGUUCAAAUUGAGAGUUGAGAGUAGAAUUGAUACAAAGCUUUUCUUUAGGCAAGAUUUCAAUCGACUGAAAUUGUUCGGCUGUUUUUUUAGAUAGGUUUCAAAAAUAAUGAAUGGCUUCUUUUGUUACUUGCUCUAGGCCACUCGUAGUAAAUAAAAACUUAGUUGCGCAAAUUGUCAUCUAUUUUAACUGUUUGUUUAACACACCAAUUUGGUCAUUUCUCGCCAUUUAGACAUUGGGUUGUAUCUGUUUUGACGUGGCAACUAAUGACGCAUUGUUUGAAAUACCGUAAAACGAUGUGAGAAGGAUUAUUGGCUCUCGGAUACUCGGAGCAACUCGAUCAGAACAUAAAAGGGCCGUCUGUUUAAUGAGUUAGAGUAACCGAUUAAAUCUUUGGCUUUGGAGGUCCCGUUCCUGUGAUAGUUGUAAUUGCAAUCAUUUUGUUUUUGGAAUGAUACCUUUUAAGGGGUGUAUUUAUGAAGUUGAUUUGGUUUACCUCCCACGCUACUUUGGUACAAUAUGUUGGUUCAGUGUGAAUAUGAAUCGAUUAUCUUGGGAGCUUAGAAGCAAACCAUCACAGGACGUCAUGCAAGCGGAACGCUCAAAUUGAAUUACUUUUUAAGAGUAAUGAAUGGAAUGUUGUGAUAUAGACACUAAAGCACAGAGUUUUGUGGCCGAAGUGUUAAUAGAGGCCACGUGGGUGAGUGACAGAGACGAUGGGGAGUGUGGUUCCAAUGGCGACAAGGAUGACUUCGAUCCCAAACUGGUCAUCACCAACCUCGAGGAGACUAGAAAGGAAACCCAGUGGCGCAGCUGCGAACAGGAUCCAGAUGAUCCGGAUGUCACUUAUAUCACCAUGCACUGGCGCAUCAAGGGAGUGUUCUACGAGAAUAUGGAACUGGAGAAUUUCCCCAGAGACGUCCAGGACAUUAGCAUCAGUGUGUCAAGUGACUGGCAUGCCAACGAGAUAGAACUCAUGCUGGACUACUCCAAGAUGAGCACCCUAGAUGUGGCUAACUUCCAGGACGACCAAGAGUGGAGUCUUUUCAAACAUGUGGAGUUGGAGAAAGUGCCCGAGGAUCCAGAGAGCGAGAUUGAACUGGGAUACACUGCUGGGUUUAUAGUUGCCAGAUGCAGAGUGGCACGACGCUCCAAGUUCUUCAUGGUGAACAAUGUGCUGCUGAUGUUCAGUCUGAUCGUACUGUCGCUUACCAUCUUCGCUUAUGACCCCAGUUGGAACAUGGCCAGAAUCAGCUCGUCCAUGACUCUUCUUCUCGUGGCAGUUGCAUUCAAACUGUCAGUGGCAGGCACCCUCCCACUCAUAUCUUAUCUCACGUACCUCGACAUAUACAUACUAGGUGGCAUGUUGUUUCUCUGUUCGAUGACCGUGAUAUUUGCCCUCAUCUCCCCCUUCAAGGAUAAACCGGAUGAGGCUCUGGUGAUUGACAUGUGCGCACUAGUAGCCCUCGCAGUACUCAUCACAGUAUUCCACGUCGUAUACGCCGUCGUGUUUCUCAACAACACCAACAAGAGAAUAAACGAGAUGAAGAAGAAAGACAAAGAGUAUGAUCUGCAACUGAGAAGACACCGUGAAAUGGAGAAGAUGGUAAACAUGGCACGCAAAACUAGCAGGGAUCCUCCAACGUCCCCGGACACCUCAACCAUUGCAGCUACCACUCCCAGAAGCAAACCCAAAAUACCACCUGCUGAGAUCAUUAUCAGAGAUAUUUCAAUUGAAGACAGGAUGUCAUUUAUAGACGAAAGCAAAGAUAGAAAGAGCUCGGACUCGAACUCUAGACCUACGGUUUUUGACCCGAAUCGCAGUUCUCUAAGACGCGGCUUGAGAACCCCGAAAACCAAUGGAAUAUCAGACUUUUCAUCCCAUGGGAUCUACUCAGAUAGCAAUGAAACUCGAGACGUCCCUUCUCAUAAUAACAAUUUUAUGAAUCCUGUGGGCUACUUAUAGUUUCAUAGUUAAAAGACAUUUGUGUUAUCCAUGUUUGGUGUAUGAUGAUGUAUAUGUUGCGAGCGAUAUU
Molecule: messenger RNA, 2430 nt
Organism: Symsagittifera roscoffensis
Lineage: Eukaryota; Metazoa; Xenacoelomorpha; Acoela; Convolutidae
Exons: 6
Coding region: 1026-2360 (444 amino acids)
Biological process (GO): nervous system process; monoatomic ion transmembrane transport; regulation of membrane potential
Cellular component (GO): plasma membrane; synapse; neuron projection
Molecular function (GO): neurotransmitter receptor activity; transmembrane signaling receptor activity; extracellular ligand-gated monoatomic ion channel activity
Source: RefSeq, a predicted model, not a curated record